AUAAAAACGACCUGUUUUUCGUUGCGGGCUCAGUUUGUUAAGCGAGAAUGUUCCAGGCGAGUUUGUGCUUUCUUUGUUUGCUGAUUGUCGAGGGCUUACGUUUUGGACUCGACAAGUACAAGAUUUCCCUUGUGUCCUUUGAUCAGUCAAAUAAAACUGGUGUAUGGGAUGUCAGCUCUAUGCGUUUGAUCGGAAGGGAACGGUUGUUGAACGGAACCGCAACACUACACGAGGACUUGGAUGAUACGCACUGGAGUUUUUUGACAGAACUCUAUUCUGAUUUCGCCCGCGAUGGCCACUACAAGCCGCUGCCCUUCAACACGCCCCAGUCGUCUGUAUGUGAGGCGUACAAAAACUACCGAAAGUACUUCUCGAAACAAGCUAAGUUCGGAAAGCAAACCGAUUUUCCAUUGGAUAGGGAUCUCUGUCCCAUUCCGAAGGGCACUUACUUUUUCAAAGAUAUUGCUCUGAACGCCAACGAUUUUCCAACGACGAUGCAGAGGGGCUAUGUCCGGGGCAAUGGAUCCUUCUUCUACGACAACGUUCACGUGGGAACCUACACCUGGACCUUGCUUCUGGAGGAUGAGGAUUGAGUGGCAAAAUAUUAUGUCUGGCAUAAAGUUAUCGCAUUAAUUUAGAAAAUAACAUGACUUUUAUCUCUGCUAUCCAGGGGAAUGGUCUUUUAUUAAAAUGUUUACCUAAAAUUAAUAAGACUAUUCUCUUAGUUGUAUAGCUUUUUAACUGAAACUCUUAAAAUCUUCUUUUUAUUGUAAGCCGGAACGGUCCAGACUUGACUAAUUUAUCAUAUCAUAAAUUGUAAUUUUGCUUUUUAUAUCAUGUACGCAUACAGCAAAAAACUUUUUAAGCUUUCAAUAAUUCGGUUUUAAUAUAAUCAGCAUCAUUGUGUCCUUCGGUCAGAUGAAUCAAACUGGAGUAUGGGAUGUCAGCACGUUGCGAUUG
Messenger RNA from Drosophila gunungcola (fruit fly), 960 nucleotides. RefSeq lists its product as uncharacterized. The transcript has 2 exons. Lineage: Eukaryota; Metazoa; Arthropoda; Insecta; Diptera; Drosophilidae. The record is from RefSeq and is a predicted model, not a curated record. Bases 48 to 593 code for a protein of 181 amino acids.